AUGACAGAGCCGAUCAGUCAGGGUUUGAAGAGGAAGAGGAAGAAUGAAAAAGAGGGAGAACAUCGCAUUUCGGUGGUAGCUCGACACCGAGGUUCGCUAGCUACCAGGAGCGAAGCGGCCUUGCUUCCUUUAGAUGAACCGACCCCAACCGCACCAGACCUGAGUCCAUUUCAGGUGCUCUGGCGCAAUCUCGUCACAGUCGAAUCACCGCCAACACAGCUCGAUCUGUACAUGGCGGUUAUCUCCCUCGAAGAUCAGUACCAACGAUGGGGUUGGAAUGAGAUUGCCGCGAAGGUUGUACGCAACAAGUUUUCAUCAUCAGAAGUUUCUGCGCUGCGUGCUACACUACAUCAACUGUCACCCAGAGUCUGCUACGUGAUGCUUGGCAUUGACAUGAGCCGUGAUGGUAUAGCCAUUGAGCAUGCCCUCAGUUACAACAUUGGCCGCUUCAAAUUUGAGCGCGAUGUCUCCGAGCUAGAUGAUGGACCCGUCAAGACAGCCUACCAUCAUUUCUCUCUUUAUUUCGGCCAGCUCGCAACCCCGGAAGUGGCUCUUGACACUUCAUAUCUCAGAUCCUUUUCGCCUCAGAACCCCCAAGUCGUGAAGAACUCGGAAGAAGAGCAACUCGUACGCACCCCAGAGAUUCCGGCCUGCCACUCCCUUGAGAAUACACCACAUUCUCUCCAGCCAGGGAUUGCUCUUUGCAAGUAUAUUGAUGCGAUUGAUGCGCAUGAGUGCUACUACCGGAAGCACCAGGCCGCGGGUGUAUUUCAUGAGCGGGUGACAGCUCUCCUUCAGCAACUAGACCGUGAUCGUCCAGGAUAG
Messenger RNA from Penicillium brevicompactum, 825 nucleotides. RefSeq lists its product as uncharacterized. The transcript has a single exon. The coding region runs from base 1 to 825 and encodes 274 amino acids. Lineage: Eukaryota; Fungi; Ascomycota; Eurotiomycetes; Eurotiales; Aspergillaceae. The record is from RefSeq and is a predicted model, not a curated record.